Dovyalis caffra is the source of this 231-nucleotide messenger RNA. Lineage: Eukaryota; Viridiplantae; Streptophyta; Magnoliopsida; Malpighiales; Salicaceae. The record is from the annotation of a GenBank genome assembly.
AUGAGAGGAUGGAAGCAGUUGAAAUGGAGCAAAAGGAGAAGAAAGAGAAGAGGUCGCGCGAUCUCAGCUGGUUUUGAAAACGAGGAGAUGAAGAAAGAAGAGAAGAAUAGAGAGGAGGCAAAGAAGGAUGAGAGAAUGGAAGCAGCAGUUGAAAUUGAGCAAAAGGAGAAGAAGGAGAAAAGGUCGCGUGAUCUCGGUUGGUUUCGAAAAAAAGAGACGGAGAAAGAAUAG